Messenger RNA from Capsicum annuum, 1711 nucleotides. RefSeq names its product salutaridine reductase-like. The transcript is spliced from 5 exons. Bases 709 to 1104 code for a protein of 131 amino acids. The record is from RefSeq and is a predicted model, not a curated record. Gene Ontology annotation, cellular component: membrane. Lineage: Eukaryota; Viridiplantae; Streptophyta; Magnoliopsida; Solanales; Solanaceae.
GCUAGAUCAGAUCUAAUCCAAUAUUCUGCAAUUAAAAUUUAGAUAUUCACAAAAGCUAUACAAAAAUUACUUCAAGGUGCAACUUUUCUCAUGUAAAUUUGACAGAAAAAAAGAUUUUAAAAUGUUGGUCAAAGUUCGGAUAGUUAAACUCUCGAGAAGCAAAAAUGACAACUAAUUUGUCAUGUUUAAGGAAGUGAUCUGAUUGAGACACAGAUUUUGAGAAAUCCCAAGUUAUCUUUAUAUGCAUUCCAAUGUUGGCUCAAGAACAUACUAGUUUACAUUGUAAAGUUGCCAUUACUAUAUGGUUACAACAACAACAACAUACUCAGUGUAAUCCGACAAGUGGGGUCUGAGGAGGGUGGAGUGUACGUAGACCUUACCCUUACCUUGGGAGGUAAAGAGGUUGUUUCCAAUAUAAAUUACUAUAUGGUACUGUUGAAUUAUUACAAAUGAGAUAAUAUGAAAGAAUAGAUAAGGAUGAGUGAUUGAAGUUGUCGAGUUGAAGUUCCUAAUUGAGCUUUCUAAAACUUUAAAAUGAUUCACAUAUUUUUUAGCAUGAAAAUAACCUAGUCUUUAAGAAGUUUAAUGAAAUCUGAUUGGAACUCCCAUGGUACCUUCAUAUGUAUGUCCAAUUUUGGGUUAAGGAAUAUACUAGUUAAGGAUUCUAAAGGAAAAAAGGUUAGAAACUUUGGACUGAAGUGAUGGGAGAUGCUUGUAGGUAUGCAGUGGUUACAGGAGCAAACAAGGGAAUUGGCUUUGAGACUGUCAAACAGCUCGCAAAUUCAGGUAAAUCAUGCUGGAGCUUCUGGAGUUGUAGUUGAUGAAGAUGUCCUAAGGGCAUUGAAUGUAGAUCCUGAAGACUGGUUAGCAGGGAAAGCUGUCAAUGUCAUUCAAGUUGCGAUGAAAACAACCUACGAGAGUGCCAAAUUAUGCUUGGACACUAAUUACUAUGGUGAUAAGAAUGUUACUGAAGCUCUUCUUCCGCUGCUACAAAAUUCUACUUCAGCAAGAAUUGUUAAUGUUUCCUCCCUUAGAAGUGAACUAAAGCAAGUACCAAAUGAGCAGAGGAGAGGAGAAAAGAGCUCGGAGAUAUUGAAAACCUAACAGAAGAUAAAAUCGACAAGAUUCUCCAGAAAUUUCUGUAUGAUCUGAAACAAGAUGCUCUGGAAGUGAACGGUUGGCAGAUGAUGCUACCAGCAUAUAGCAUUUCAAAAGUAUCACUUAAUGCUUACACCAGAAUCCUUGCAAGAAGGUACCCGAAAAUGUGCAUCAAUUGUGUCCAUCCUGGAUACGUCAACACGGAUAUAAACUGGCACACUGGAACAAUGCCUGUUGAAGAAGGUGCUGAAGGACCUGUCAAGCUAGCUCUUUUGCCUGAUGGAGGACCUACUGGUUGCUACUUUAGAUAUAACAAUAACUACACCUCAGUCCCAAACAAGUUGGGGUCAGUUGCCAUGGAAUACAAUGAGGUAUCUGGUUGGAUUUCUGAGCUGGGUUGGUGUCUGGUGGUUGUGUUAGUAGUUGAAGUAAUGAAGGAAGCAAAGAGUAAACAUUUGGUUCUUCUAUUUGUCCAUUUUACCAAACAUUUUUUUUUAGAAUGAAACAUCAUUAACAUUUUGGUGUAAUUCAUUCUCUUUUACUCCCUACGUUCACUUUUACUACUUGUGAUCCACGCGACUUAUACAAGAAUCCUAUAUCUUACCCACCUAAA